AUGUCAGAGCUUGCUUGGUGUGUGUCGAGUGUCCGUCGAGGCCGUUCGACUCUGAUGGAGCAGCAUGUUGUGAUUCUGCAUGCAGCGCUCUGCUGGGGCCCCGGGGCCUCACGUCUCUUUGAACUCCCACACCGGCUCCAGGAUGUCCUCUGUGUAACGUGUCCCCUGUCCUCCUCCUGUGUGUCCUCCUCAGCUCAGAGUGUGAUAUCGGAGGAGAAGGGUCAGUGUCACCGGGUCCUGGGUCCGGGCCAGGGGCCGUCCUCCUGCUCCCUGCCCAUCCUCAGGAACAUCACCAAGCAGAUCUGCUGCUGCAGCCGCGUCGGCAAAGCCUGGGGCCCCGACUGCCAGAGGUGUCCCUACUUCGGUUCAGUGGCCUUUAAAGAGAUCUGUCCGGCCGGUCCUGGUUACCAUUACUCCGCCUCGGCCCUGCAGUUCAACCAGAGAGUCAACGAGCAGCUGGGGAGCCGAGGAGCCUCGCUGGUAACCCACGGCAACCAGGAUAACCAGGGUGCCGGAUCCAGCGCUGGUUCAGCUGGUACCAGCAGAACCCAGAUCAGACCCAGUCUGCCUCAGCCUCAACCUCAACCCAGACCUCAACCUCAACCCCGACCUCAGCCUCAACCCCGACCUCAGCCUCAACCCCGACCUCAACCUCAACCCCGACCUCAGCCUCAACCUCAACCUCAACCCCGACCUCAGCCUCAGCCUCGCCCGGCCGACCUUCCCUCCUCCUCCAGGCCGCUGCAGCCCGACGGCACCGACACCGCGGCCACCCAGCCCGAACCCCGGACUCCAGGCAGACCCUGGAUCCUGCAGCCACAGCUUCCACCCACCGCGAGUCAAG
Messenger RNA from Plectropomus leopardus (leopard coralgrouper), 844 nucleotides. The record is from RefSeq and is a predicted model, not a curated record. NCBI's taxonomy places the organism in Eukaryota, Metazoa, Chordata, Actinopteri, Perciformes, Serranidae.